Messenger RNA from Xyrichtys novacula (pearly razorfish), 2334 nucleotides. The record is from the annotation of a GenBank genome assembly. Lineage: Eukaryota; Metazoa; Chordata; Actinopteri; Labriformes; Labridae.
GGGAACAGGGGCUCCUACCCACGCAAGUAGAGCCUUAAGCAGUACAGUUUGUCAGCUUGACAGAGGGGACACCGCUGCUUGUUUCAAGGUAAAGACAGAAACUCAACCCUAAAUACAUAUGUUGUUAUUUUCAAGUAUAACUACAUUCAUAGUAGACAGAGAGACACACAGGCUGUCUGUAUAGAGAAGGUGCUGUAUCUUUAUAUACUAAAGGGAUUGCAUAAAUCAAGUUUGUAGUCUUUGGUGGCCUCGGUUAAAGAUUGUUUUCUAGUCAGAUGCAAUUAUUUUGCUCUUCUUUAGCUGCUUCCUUCACAGCAUGUUUCUGUCUGUUGUUUAGCCAGAGGCUACAGGACAUGUGACUCUCACUGCUGCUGCUGCUGCUGCCGCUGCUACUACUGUGCUUACUCAGCCCACUCUGAAGUGCUCAUUAUUCCACUGUGCUAUACAUGAAUCACACUGGGGGUCAGGUUGCCCUGCAUCUAGAUAUUUUUGGUCCUGUCAUAGUGAUUUUAUGUGAAUGUAAGGCCGCGCUCUUUAGAUGUGUCCCUGCUUCCAUACAAUGAUGACACCUAAAAAUGACACUGUGUUUAACACACAUGUGUCACAUCCUAUAGGUGUACUGCAGUCAUCGGGCAGGUCACUGGUUUUUGAGGAAUACAUUAAAAUACUCUCUAAAGUUAAACUAGUCAGGGUGAUUCAUAUAGUAGGGAUUAAAAUUGCGGGUCUGAGUUUGUUCAAAGUAGAGCUGUUUGGUGCCAAGACAUGCUCGAUUUCUUUCAGCUGAAUGUUUUGGAGGUGUUGGAGACUUAAUUUAAGCUGACAACUGUGAUGGGUGGUGCCAACAUGAUAAUCCCAGAGACAAAUCCAAAAGCUACACUUUUCAUGUGGAAACUCAAGUCCCUCUGUAAAGUAACACAACAUAGUUUGAAUCUGUAAAGAAAAAAAAAACAUGUCUUCAAGAUAAAUCCCCAAAUGUUCAAAAAAGUCUCGCUUGCCUGCUAAACAGCAUUUCACAGACACAUGGAAGAGAAGGAGCAGCCCACUGGAGGGCCUUAUUUUGUCGGGAAGAAAGAUGAACUCAUCCAAGCAAAGCGCUCUUUCAGAACAAUAGAAGGUCGGGAUAUACUGAUCAUCCACCACCAAGGGGUCUUUUACGCUCUGGAUUCUUACUGUUACCGUAAGUACCGGCCCUCAAAUGAGCUGUUACCUACAACUUCAGAUCUGAUAACUCAUGAGAAGUAUCAGGUGGAUUGAGGGUAUGUGUUAACAAAUGCUCACUUUCAGUGAACCACUUGAGAAUAAACUGCUUACAUAAAGAAAUCCUGUCAUAGGAUAAGUUUUAGAGGACUUACUUUGUUAUCCAAAGGACAUUUUAGCACAUAUCUCCUCCAAAUUGCCCAGUCAGCAAAAGGUUAGUGUGCUGUAAUCAGUGUGCUUAUUCUGCAAUACACUGAUCCUCUUUCCUUCUCAACAGAUGCUGGAGGGGAGCUGCAGCAUGGAGACAUUGAGGUAAGUUUUGACUUAAGAGAUUAAUGUUUUUUUUGAGUGACUUGGAGGAAAGAUGCCAAAGUGACAUUCAAGGGGAAAAAAAUGGAUUGUGUUUUUGUUGUUAUGUUACACUAAAAUACUCAAAAGCAAAUCCUCCAAGGCUUUUGUAAUAGAGAAAUCCACUCUGCAUAAAAUUAGUGUUUCAUUAUGCUAAUGUGAAAUGGCCUAAAUGCCCUACAAUUACCACACAUAAGGUUUCUGACCUGUUUUUUUCACACACUCGCAGGACUUGAAUGGCAAGCUGUGCAUAAUUUGUCCGAAACACAAAUACAAGAUCACUCUGGCUGAGGGGGAGGGCAUAUACAAGGCAACAAACCCCAGGGAGAAACCACCUGUGCCCAGAUGGCUCUCCAAAGGUGUGAAGCAGCGGACACAUACUGUCUCCGAAAACAACAAUGGGGAUGUCUAUGUCAAGCUCUCUGACGUAGCAGGCUGGAUAGAGUCCGACUACUACCAGGGAGAGAAGGGCAAGGAAGCGAGGGAAAGAGCUGCAGCGGACGAUGAGAAGAAAUCCUGAAGUCUUGUCACAAAUAGACGAGGAUGGCGUCUGGAUAGUCUUGUCUUGUUUCCCCUGAUCCCCUCCUCUAUGACGACUGAGUUAGGAGAGAUUUUUUGACAACAUGCAGAUUGUUUUGUACCAUAAAUAAUCAUUCUUCUGAAAUUUGUAAAACUUUUUAGAGUAUUGAAUUGCUUCGAGUCUUUACUUGAUGUUAAAAUGCAUUACUAAUAACCCUGGCAUCUCUAAAUUAUCAUGUUGUUCACUAAAUAAACUUUUGCAUCCAUUAA